Fopius arisanus is the source of this 3041-nucleotide messenger RNA. It is a transcript of the gene PH4alphaEFB, whose product is annotated as prolyl 4-hydroxylase subunit alpha-1. Gene Ontology annotation, molecular function: protein binding; L-ascorbic acid binding; procollagen-proline 4-dioxygenase activity. Bases 514 to 2175 code for a protein of 553 amino acids. Lineage: Eukaryota; Metazoa; Arthropoda; Insecta; Hymenoptera; Braconidae. The transcript is spliced from 11 exons. Gene Ontology annotation, biological process: peptidyl-proline hydroxylation to 4-hydroxy-L-proline. Gene Ontology annotation, cellular component: endoplasmic reticulum. The record is from RefSeq and is a predicted model, not a curated record.
CCCUGACAACGAGUUUCUGUCUCCUGAAUCUACUGAAAAGAGAAUCAACGUAUUCGGGGACACGAUUUACCAUAAUAAUACGAGUUGCAGUGUAAAGUCGAGUGUUGGAUGAGCGUUAAAAGGACGUAACCAGGAGGAAACAGAAAGUGGCGACUGCGCGGGGUAAAAGCGGUCAUCGCACGCAUCUCGUGUAGUUGUGCAGCAUCCGACUUGGAUGCGCAACAACACACAGUAGGUGACGCCGACGUACCAAGGAAUUGUGCGCCGAGCCAAAACUCUUAGUCUGCCGCGGCACUUCGUGGCGAGUGGUCAUCCUCCCAUUAUUUCCCCUCCCACACCGAUCAGCUGUCAAACUCCAUCACGUGCACCCAAACAAGUUAUUAGUUUCAAGUGACUGUGACUAAUUCGAACAAUUAUCUUGGAAUUCCACCACUCCUCCAGUGUCCAGCUCCGAUUUCAAUAACAGAGUAAAUCCGAGUAGCUGGUGGCAGUGUGUUGUCCAAGGAGGACACAAUGCCGUCGUUUGCGGGAAUGUUGGUGCUGUUUACGACAGGACUCGGGGUCCUUAUGCCAGUCGUUAGUGGUGAGCUCUACACAGCUCUAGCUGACAUGGAAGAGCUACUUGAGACCGAGUCGGUCCUCAUUGACACACUUCAUGGUUACAUUAAAGCCCAGAACCAGAGAUUGGAAACAUUAAGGAGAAAUGUCGAAGAUUAUGCUCGAGAGCACGAGGAGGCCUCUCGCAACAUCCAGCAGUACUUGUCUAACCCAAUAAAUGCAUAUUUGCUGGUGAAACGAUUAACCACUGACUGGAAACGGGUGGAAGAACUGAUCACUGAGGAUGUUGGCAAAGCAUUUGUGUCAAACAUCACCAGUUCGCGGAAUAAUCUCAAAUUUCCUACUGAUGAAGAUCUCAACGGAGCUGCUGUAGCACUCAUGAGACUCCAGGAUACCUACAAACUUGAUACAUCCCAUGUAGCCCGGGGAGUACUCAAUGGAGUGCAGUAUAGCACAGGUUUGAGUGCUGGAGACUGCUUCGAGCUCGGUCGCCAGUCCUACAACAACGGCGACUACUACCACACAGUGCUGUGGAUGCAGGAAGCCAUGAAUCGUCUCCAAGACGAGCAGAAUAGAACCACCACAAGCAAACCUGAUGUUCUCGAGUACCUGGCAUAUUCCACUUACAUGCAAGGUAACGUUGCACGUGCCUUGAGCAUGACGAAUGAGCUUCUUGAGUUGGUGCCGAGUCAUCAGAGGGCCUUGGGCAAUCGGGCGUAUUAUCAGGAAGAAAUACUCAAGAGCCAGGGUCAGAGGAAACUCGGCGAGGACGGCAAGAACGAUAUGCCGGUCACUAGCCAGUUUACUAUUGUGGAAAAGAAAAUGAAAGCCCUGGAGGAUAUGACAGAGCGUGAGAGGUACGAGAUGUUGUGCCGAGAGGAGGUACCUCUUUCCCCCCAGAUACAAAAACAAUUAAAGUGUCGAUAUACCGAUCGUGGAAUUCCAUUCCUGAAGAUUGCACCAUUCAAAGAGGAAGAGGCCUACCUCGAUCCUCGUAUCGUCAUCUACCACGACGUUAUUUACGACGAUGAGAUCGAAACCAUCAAGCGAAUGGCUCAACCAAGAUUCAAACGUGCUACAGUGCAGAAUUACAAGACCGGCGAACUGGAAAUAGCCAACUAUCGAAUAAGUAAAAGUGCUUGGCUGCAGGAGUACGAACACAAGCACGUGCAAGCAGUGAGUAGAAGGGUGGAGCAUAUGACCAGUAUGACUGUGGACACAGCCGAGGACCUUCAGGUGGUCAAUUAUGGCAUCGGAGGUCAUUACGAGCCCCACUUUGACUUUGCCAGGAGGGAGGAGACUAAUGCAUUUAAGAGCCUAGGCACUGGUAAUCGUAUUGCCACGGUUCUCUAUUACAUGAGUGACGUCGAGCAAGGGGGUGGAACAGUUUUCACAUCAAUAAACAUAUCACUAUGGCCGAAAAAGGGAGCUGCUGCGUUCUGGUAUAAUUUGAAACCCAAUGGCGAGGGUGAUUACAGGAGCAGACAUGCAGCAUGUCCAGUACUCACUGGAUCCAAAUGGGUGGCGAACAAGUGGCUGCAUGAGCGUGGACAAGAAUUCUUAAGGCCUUGCACCCUAGAAAAUCAACCCCCCGACGUCGACCUCGGUAGAUACUGAGAUAUCGAAUCAAUCGCAUUGCCAGUUCUCAGAAGAUGUGCGAUUAUCGAGGAUUACCAAUACAGGGCUGAAAAAAGUAACGAACUGGAGUGAAUCAUUAAAACAAAGUCAUUGAAGGUUUAUAACUUCUUUUACCACUGAGGAAUGCGUGCUCCUGGCUCAUAUUGUAAUAGUAUAUCGUCGAAAUAUCGACCUCGUUCAUGUCACAUUUUCCAAGUUAAUUCACCAGUUAAAUAUGACUCUAUUUGAAGAGGUGAAUUCGUGACAGGAGUUUUGACUCAACUCAAUGAGGGAAAAUAUCAUUUUGUACUAUAAAAUAUUAUUGUAAUGAUUCUUAUUAGAAAUUUUCGACGACGAGUGAUGGGCUUCGAUAAUUGUUAAGAUUUGAAUGAAUAAAUCAUCAUAUUGUGAUCAAUAUAAACGUAAUACGAAGUGAGAGAUGGAAAACCACGAAUAGAUCAAGUACUUCAUAUAGCUAGAAAUAAAACAAUUAAAUACUGAAUUUCGUAGCAAUUAAUGUACCGAUUCAUAGGCGAAAGCUUAUUUUUAUCAAUGAUUUUAAUCACUUUCAUUCCUUUUUUUAAUCAAGAUAAUUCUCUGAGUAUUAAAAAAAUCUGAUUUCCAUGUGACCCGUUUUGCAAUUCUCUCAGAAGGGUGAUCAAAGAUUUUGGGUUAAAGGGAAUUGGAUAUCACUCGAACUCUCCGCCGUGGAAAUAUUUCACUCCACUUUCCCUUUUAUGGUUGGAUAAAUAACAUUAACUGAACUUAAUUACACGAGAAUUGUCUAUAGCUUCCCAAAGAUGUACUAAGUGACUACAGAAUCUUUUUACAAUUUUAUUUGUGAAAAUUAAAUGAUCUUGAAAUAA